AAUUGAGUUCUCCACUACCAGCACCACCCCUUUUGCACCACAUGACCUUCGUAAGUUGACUCCUCCUCCGAAACUUUAAAACCAGCUGCCACGUCCCUUUUCAAUAUUGUUGUAAUUGUAUUGCUAAAAAAUAUCUGUACUUUUAUUUUAUUUUUUUUUAAAGAUUGAAGCGACACCAUGAACAUCCCGGUGGUGGAUUUCGGCGCUUGCACCCUCGACGUGGACGAUAUUACCCACACGGAUCUGCGCAAGCUGAGCAUGGAGUUAGAAAAUGCUUUCACACAAGUGGGAUUUGUUUUUCUGCAGAAUACGGGCAUCACGCAGGAGGAGGUGGACGGCGUGAUGAACGCUUCCAUGAAGUUCUUCCAACAGCCGGAUGACCUCAAACAACCGUUCCGGAGGAAAACCUACCCAAACUGCGUCGUCCACGGCUGGCUACCUUUCGGAACAGAAAGGGUCGAUCCAAACAAGCCAGAAGAUUUAAAAGAGUCGUUCAACUUGACUUCACUAAACCCUGACAUAAAAUGGUCAACCUCGGUGGGAUUCCGGGAGACCCAGACGGUGUUUUUUCAACGCUGCAAAGAGCUGAGUUUGCGCAUUUUGAAGGUGAUAUCCCAAAGUCUAGAUGUGGACCCCGACAUAUUGCUGAGUGCACACCGUCAUAUUGAAACCGAUGAGAACCUCACAACACUGCGUUCGCUGUACUACCCGCCGGUGAAGAGCGAACUCGCCAAGGAGGAACAGCUGCGAUGCGGAGAACAUUCCGACUACGGGAGCAUCACCUUGUUGUUCCAGCAAUCCCAAGGACUGCAGGUGCGUGGGCGUUCGGGUGAGUUCAUCCUGGUUCCGUGCAUCCCCGGUGCCGUUCUCCUCAAUAUCGCCGACAUGAUGCAGCGUUGGACCAGUGACCGCUUUGUUUCUGCGGUCCACAGAGUUUUGCUGCCCUCCGCCGAUGACUCCAGUUCACGGCAGUCCCUGGUUUUCUUCCUCAUGCCCGACGACGACGCUGUGAUCUCCUGCCUCGACGGAACAAACAAGUACCCACCGGUCCGGGCCGGAGACUACUUUGUAGAGCGCCUUGGCUACAUCUACGUCGACGACGAUUUGUCGUGUCGUAGUGGAUCUCAGUCGGAAAACGAUCCACAUUAAAACGUUUUUUUACAAAUUGGAAAUCAUUGAACGCUGUUGCCUUCAUUUAACUUUCUGAAAAAUAGAACUUGUUUUCUUGAGUUUGUUUCCUUAAAUAUUGUUUAAAAAAAAAUCACAUGUAAUUUUUAAAACACAUUUUCUAUUUAAAAUAUAUAUCCAUCCAUCCAUUUUCUUAACCACUUAUGCUCACAAGGGUCAAUGGAGUGCUGGAGGCUAUCCCACCUAUCAACAGGCAGGAGGCGGGGUACAUCCUGAACUGGUGGCCAGCCAAUAACAAUCACACCUAGGGGCAAUCUAGAGUGUCCAAUUAAUGUUUCAUCUUUUUGGGAUGUGGGAGGAAACCGGACUGCCUGGAGAAAACCCGCACGGACGCAGGAACAGGAAAAAUCCACACAGCCAAGGAUUUGAUCCCUGGUCCUCAAAAAUGUCAGGCAGAUGUGGUAACCAGUUGAGCACCAUGUUGCAAAAUAUACUUUUUUUUCAUAAAAAUGUACAACUUCACUAUUAUACUACAUUCUUUGAAGUCAAGCCCCCCCACAUAUGUUUUUGAAUAGACAUUAUCUUUGAAGUUGUAUUACCAGUAAGUUGCCAGUUUCCAUAGUGUAGUGGUUAUCACAUUCACCUCACAUGCAAAAGGUCCCUGGUUCAAGAUUGGGUGGAAACAAGCUUUCUUUUGAGGCCCCAUAGCUCAGUGGUUAGAGCAUUGUUUUGGUAAACCAAGGGUCGUUAAUUCGUAUCCCACUGGGUUCUCCAUUCCAUGAGAGGGGUUGCGUCAGGAAGGGCAUCCGGCGUAAAAACUGUGCUAAACAAAAAUGAGUGAUUCACUGUGGCGACUCCUAACGCCACAUAAAAGCCGAAAGAAACUUCUUUUCCGGUAAGUUACUUUUUUGGGAAAUAUACAACCUGAGUAAAUUUAUAGCAUUGCUCAUAUUGUACUGAGCAGCCCUUUCUUAUGUCACAGGAAGUUCCAUUUUCUGUUCUAUGGU
Syngnathoides biaculeatus (alligator pipefish) is the source of this 2135-nucleotide messenger RNA. RefSeq lists its product as uncharacterized. The record is from RefSeq and is a predicted model, not a curated record. The transcript is spliced from 7 exons. Gene Ontology annotation, molecular function: dioxygenase activity. Lineage: Eukaryota; Metazoa; Chordata; Actinopteri; Syngnathiformes; Syngnathidae. The coding region runs from base 178 to 1149 and encodes 323 amino acids.